This is a messenger RNA of Magnolia sinica, 1092 nucleotides long. RefSeq names its product secoisolariciresinol dehydrogenase-like. Gene Ontology annotation, molecular function: oxidoreductase activity. NCBI's taxonomy places the organism in Eukaryota, Viridiplantae, Streptophyta, Magnoliopsida, Magnoliales, Magnoliaceae. The transcript has 2 exons. Bases 49 to 882 code for a protein of 277 amino acids. The record is from RefSeq and is a predicted model, not a curated record.
CCAGAAGCCAAACACACAGAAGAAGAAGUUUGUACCAAGUAGAAGAAAAUGAGUGGCAGCAAAAUUCUAGCUUCCAUUGGAAGAAGAUUAGAAGGGAAGGUGGCAUUAAUCACCGGUGGGGCUGCCGGGAUCGGCAAGUCCACGGCCAGAUUGUUCACAAAACACAGGGCCAAAGUCGUCAUCGCCGAUAUCCAAGACAAUGUAGGCCAAUCGGUGUGCAACGACAUCGGGGCCGACGCAUCAUUUGUACACUGCGACGUCGCAAUUGAAGAAAACAUCAGGGACGCCGUCGACAGCACCGUCUCCAAGUUCGGUAAGCUGGACAUCAUGUUCAACAACGCCGGCGCCCUGGACCCACGGAAGUCGAAGAUCACUGACAAUGAAGCAGCUGACUUCGAUAGGGUCCUCGACGUCAACGUUCGAGGGGCUUUCUUGGGUACCAAGCACGCGGCCCGCGUCAUGGUCCCAGCCCAAAGAGGUAGCAUCAUCAACAAUGGAAGUGUGGCGUCUGUCAUCGGAGGCGUUGCAUCUCAUGCAUACGUUGCAUCAAAGCAUGCACUUGUAGGGCUCACGAAAAGCGCCGCUGCCGAGCUCGGAAUGUUCGGGAUUAGGGUGAACUGCAUCUCACCGUUCCUUAUCGUCUCAUCAUUGAUCAAGCCGUACGCUAAGAUUGACCCGGAAGAGAUCAACCGUCGGAUGCGUGGUUUAACUAACCUGCAUGGGGUUGCACUAAAGGAAGAGGACAUUGCCUUGGCUGCUCUCUACUUUGGAAGCGAUGAGUCUGGAUACGUGAGUGGCCAAAAUUUCGUGAUUGAUGGGGGCUUCAGCGCCGUUAGUCAUGCUUUUGGACUGUUCAAUCAGAACGUUGAAGCUGCUCAAUAGGUGGGCAAGGCUCCAUGAUACUUUACAGGAAUUGUUUGUUUGUGAUGUUAUACAUUGAUGGUUUUAAAAUAAUCCAACGGUCAUGAUCAUCAGUACGUGGUUUGUAUGGGUCUCGAGAACUUCUUCAAGUAAGAGGGAGCAGAUUAGGUGCGCCCCGGGCUCAACCAAGACGUGCGGCCCUUACUUAUGAGGCCCACAUUGUUGCAUGCA